GUGGGUGAAAAUCUGACAACAGGGUCACAUGUUGUAGUAACUAGUGAUGAAUUCAUGAAUUGGCGUAAUUGAUUAAGUUAGAAAGUUACGUACUGACGUUUACUUACUGUGAAAGUUCGCUGAGUGAAUUUCUAAACAACACGUCAACAUGUCUUUAUCGUAUUACAUAGCCAGCUAGUUUUGUCAACGUUUCCUUCAUUUGUAAAACGUAGUUCGCCCUGUGUCAGUCAUCUCUUGCAUUCCAAUACAGAGCAGUUUGCCAAAAAAAUCCAUAAAAUGGAUGACACAAGUUUUAAAUUGCUUGCAAAAUAUCUACCGUCUACUUACGUCCAACAAGCCAAAGAUGCCCGAAAUUCUCAGAAUUUCUUAAUUAAUCAGUUACUUGAAAAGAGAAAAUGGCCAGAAGAAGGAUGGAGUGAUAGAAGUAUUGAGAUGCUGCUAGAUGAACUAGCCUCCCUAGACAGCAAUAAUUUCUUGAAGAAUCGUGGAGUUGGUGAAAGAGAGGCAAGAAUAGCCUCCUCUCUCGUGGCAAAAAGAAAUUUUCAUUUAGGACAUGGACUUGGACGUUCUGGAGACCUGACUGAAGUGCAGCCCAAGGCUGCUGGUUCUAGUGUCAUGUAUCAGUUAACAAAUGAUUUGGCUAAAGACGCUUUGCGGACACUUGGAGUUCCUGGAAUUCAAGCUUGCUUUGUUGCCCCUUUGGCCACAGGCAUGAGUUUAACUCUUUUAUUCCUCACUCUACGUCAACAGAAACCAAAAGCUAAAUACAUCAUUUGGUCUCGUAUUGAUCAAAAAUCCUGCUUCAAAUCGAUCAUCACGGCUGGUUUUGAGCCAAUAAUUGUCCAAACUGUUUUGGAUGGGGACGAGUUAGUAACGGACACGGGCAAAAUUGAAGCAAUUAUAAAACAGACAGACCCCGAGCUGAUUGCUUGCGUGAUGACCACAACGAGCUGUUUUGCUCCACGAGCAUGUGAUGACGUCGAAUCAGUAGCAGUUAUAUGCAAAAACCACAACAUCGCUCACGUUAUCAAUAACGCAUAUGGAGUUCAAAAUACAAAGUGCAUGCAUGUGAUUCAGCAAGCUAGCAAGAAAGGCCGUGUGGAUGCGUUUGUUCAGAGCACAGACAAGAAUUUUAUGGUUCCUGUUGGUGGUACAAUUAUCGCCGGCUUCGAUAAACUGUUUAUCAAUAAAGUCAGUCAGAGCUAUCCAGGCCGGGCUUCUUCUAGCCCAAUUAUAGAUUUGUUCAUCACACUACUCUCUUUAGGAUCAAAAGAAUAUAUAUCUUUGGUAAAAGAAAGAAAACAACUAUAUCAAUCACUUAAAGAAGGUUUGGUCAAGGUGGCCUCCCAAUUCGGACAGCGAAUCCUGCACACCCCGGGCAACUCGAUAUCUAUUGGAAUCUCAUUGCCGCCCUUGCAAGAUCCAAAGAUACUGACUCAGUUGGGCUCCCAACUGUUCCUUCGUUGUGUUUCCGGUACGCGGGUCGUGUCAAAUCUUGAGCAUAAGGUUAUCAAUGAUCACGAGUUCCGUAGCUGGGGAUCUCACCACAACAAAUAUCCUACAGCAUAUUUAACUGCUGCAGCCACAAUUGGCAUGACGCCCGUCGACGUUGAACAGUUCCUGCAUCGAUUAACCAAAGUUCUGGAAUCGUGGAGCGCUAAGAUCGCUCCUAUUGCUUUCCCGUUGUUAACAAACGGACAUGAGGUCUUUGCUCACGAUUUAUUAUUGACAGAUGAUUAUCUAGUUGACCAGGAAUCUAGUGUGAUAUAGUUUCCCUGUCGUUUAAUUUCUUUUUAAAAGAUUGAAUUCAUUUCCUAACAACAUUUGGAUAGAAACAAUUUUUUCUCAUUUUUUCCCAGUCUGUAUUUAAUUUAAUAAUUAAUCUCUUUGUAAUUUUGAAAAGGUAGGAUCUUGAAUAGAAACAAAACAUUUCUAGUCUGAA
Molecule: messenger RNA, 1942 nt
Organism: Daphnia pulex (common water flea)
Lineage: Eukaryota; Metazoa; Arthropoda; Branchiopoda; Diplostraca; Daphniidae
Product: O-phosphoseryl-tRNA(Sec) selenium transferase-like
Exons: 5
Coding region: 277-1770 (497 amino acids)
Biological process (GO): selenocysteine incorporation; conversion of seryl-tRNAsec to selenocys-tRNAsec
Molecular function (GO): O-phosphoseryl-tRNA(Sec) selenium transferase activity; tRNA binding
Source: RefSeq, a predicted model, not a curated record